AUGGAUAUAACACAAAGUAAUAGCAAUCAAAAAGAAUCAGAAAAUGAAUCGUAUAACACAAUCACAACCCCCAAUGAACUUUCUUUAAACCAAAUCUCAGGAACACCUACACAUUCAACCACAAACAGCACAAUUGACAAAA
Messenger RNA from Acaulospora colombiana, 142 nucleotides. The record is from the annotation of a GenBank genome assembly. Lineage: Eukaryota; Fungi; Glomeromycota; Glomeromycetes; Diversisporales; Acaulosporaceae.